Molecule: messenger RNA, 1906 nt
Organism: Pecten maximus
Lineage: Eukaryota; Metazoa; Mollusca; Bivalvia; Pectinida; Pectinidae
Product: AP-4 complex subunit sigma-1-like
Exons: 6
Coding region: 155-580 (141 amino acids)
Biological process (GO): protein transport; vesicle-mediated transport
Cellular component (GO): intracellular membrane-bounded organelle
Source: RefSeq, a predicted model, not a curated record
AAAUUCUGAAAGUUGUUCCGAACGUAUAAUAGAUUCCACCCUUUUCCGACAAUAAUAAAGGCAAAUCAGCGAAUGGAAAUGAAUCACGCUGUAACCUUAUCGUUGUAACACUAUCAUGUGAUUAGGACGGAAAAUUAGUAUCACGCUAGAAACAAUGAAGUUCAUCUUGGUUGGAAAUCGGAUGGGACAUAUUCGGAUGUGCAGAUUCUUUGGCAGUGAUAACCAGAAAGCACGGGCAAAUAGAGAUCAUGAAAUUAUACGGUUAUGCUUGAAAGAUCAGAAACAAGAGGGGAUUGUGGAAUACCAAGACACUAUGCUGAUUUAUAGACUCUACACAAAUCUAAUCUUUAUUGCCGGGACAUCAGUGACUGAGAAUGAGCUAGCAGUGAUGGAAGUCCUACAGAAUUUUGUCGAAACUGUCAUCAAGUAUUUUGAAAAUGUGUCAGAGCAGGAUUUUGUUUAUAACAUGGAUAAGAUCCAUAUGAUCCUGGAUGAAAUGGUGGUUUCUGGAAAUAUAGCAGAGACCAAUAGAUCAAGAGUGCUCCUCCCUCUCCAGCUGAUGGAUGCUACCAGAAGAUAAUAUUCCCUAGCAGACAUUGUUAUAAGGCUCUGUGUAUUCCCUGUUAAUGGAUAAGUGUUUACAAUAGGAGUAAAUUUUCUGGAGGAGUGACUUCUGAAGCUGAAGUCAGCCUGGCAAAGAUUAAAAGGUGAAAUGUAAGAGGUAGAAUGUAUGGCCUCAGUAUUGUAAUUCAUAGCACCACAAGGGGUAUCUACUUCAUGAUAGAAUUGACAUGAUGAGGGGAAUCCAUUCCAUGUCAUACCCAUGAGCAAAUAGAUAUGAAGAAGGUUUGUGUCAAUUUCUAGGAAAGAUGUGAACUCACAGUUGACCUCAAAGGCGAAGCCAUUCUAAGGAGAAACAUGGAGUCAGAGGUAUAACUACAUCAGGAGAUAUAAAGCCUUGUGACACCAUUUUAGGAGAGACUUGAACUUCUGGGUUAGUAAGCCAUUCUAGAAGAGGAGUGAACUGACACCUGUGAAUUGUUUUAUGAGACAAAGUAAUAGGAAAGUCAUGCUCUUGGAAAGACAUGGCAUCAACAGUAUAACUCCGUAUGGAGAAUUAUUACCAUGUAAAAUCAUUCCAGGAGGGUUGUGACCCACCAGGAACAUACAUGGACUGAAAGUGUUGUAUUUGUGAAAACAUAUGGGGGUGUUUCUCAGAAGACAAGAAGUUAUGGCCCCAAUUAAACAUAUGGGGUGGUUUGUCAGAUGACAAGAAGUUAUGGCCCAAUCAUGCAAAAAUCUUUUUAAAAUGCUAUUUAUUUUAAUAUACCAGUAUGUUGAUAAUUUACUUUUGGUGUGAAACACAUAUGUAUUCCUUGACCAAAAGGUUUGAUUUUGUGUUAAAGAAGUGCCAUGUCUUGAUCUUCUGGAGACAGACAAUCUUUCCAUAUUUUUUACUGUCUGGUAUUUUUACCUACAUUUUUGUGAAAUAUUUUGUUUUGUGCAUAGAGUUAGAUUGUAUGUGAAUGUAAUCUUCUAAGAUUUGAAAGUUUUCUGUCAAAUAUAGCAAACAGACAGACUGUUGAAAGUCUGAAAGAAUAGAUAAGGGUGCAUCCUUACAAAAAAUAUCACUUAAAUGAUUGGUUGAAUUUUGGAUAAAUUGAACUCCAGUCUGAAUGAAAUGAUUCAAUUUGUUUUCUAGUUAAUGAAAGUGAUCACCUUUUGCAAUAGUAUUAGUUUGCAAAAUUCUUGGAUCAUAAUGAAUAUUUUACCCACAUUUCAAGAGAUAUUCAAGCAUACUAGUAAUUUGUUUUAAACAUAUUGUUCAUCUUACUUUAAAUUUUACUUCAAAUAUAUAAUUGAUGUGAAUUUUGUUUGUUGUUACCGAAUAAAAUCAAAGUCCGAA